Molecule: messenger RNA, 648 nt
Organism: Drosophila willistoni
Lineage: Eukaryota; Metazoa; Arthropoda; Insecta; Diptera; Drosophilidae
Gene: mRpL51
Product: 39S ribosomal protein L51, mitochondrial
Exons: 1
Coding region: 85-609 (174 amino acids)
Biological process (GO): translation
Cellular component (GO): mitochondrial large ribosomal subunit
Molecular function (GO): structural constituent of ribosome
Source: RefSeq, a predicted model, not a curated record
CAGCUGUUUUUCGGUGUUUUUCUUUCCAUCAACAUUUUCUGAAGCUGUUUACAAUUAUCUAAUCAUAAAUUAAAACAAAAACCAAUGUCCUGGCUAACAAACACAUUUCAAAAGGUUUGCAACGCUGCUUUAUUGGCAACGCGUAGCAAACCUCUGGACCUAGUUGCAACGGCUACGGGGGCAGUCCGUCAACUAUCCCAUGCCGAGCGCAGAGCACGCGGUCCCACUGUACGACGUUAUGGCUACAAGGAUAAGAUUUUCAAGAGCGGUCUACUGCCGCAUGUUGACAAUGGCCAAAAGCUACCCAUGCCCGUGUAUCGGCCCAAAAAUGCCUGGAGUCAGAAGCGGGCGUUGUUUGGACAAAACGAUUACAUCGAUAUACUAGGCAAUGAUCGGCUACAUCCCACACGAGUGCUUUACUCAGUUCCCUCGUGGUUACGCGGCGUCUCGGGCAAUGAGUAUCAAGUAUUGUUGCGCAAACGUCGUCUGCUGGAGAAGACCAAAUAUCCCUUGGCUCGCCCUACUAAAUGGAGGGAUAUGGAAAAACGCAUCUUAUACCUGUACAGAUUCCUUAAUCGCAAGACCAAAACAGGCUACUCUACGCAGUAAUAAAAAGUUAAGCUUGAGAAGUGGAUAAUAAUAAAGAAA